AGUGCGCGCUCGCGCAAGCCUCAUGUUCAAAGCGAUCUGCGAUGUUCGCAGGGUCCGCGUAGUGCCGGCAGCUUCUUCUGCGCUGCAGUUUCGGCAUUCCCGUUGAAGCAAGAGAUACAAGACGCUCAAUACGCUCACUGCUACUCCGCUUUCAAUAGGCAUCCAUGCGAAUGGACCAACCCUACAUGCGCCAGGCAACUACACAUUCGUGGAUACCCUCCUAGGAAACAAGACGCCGACGGACCCAUUCGAAAGAGUCGCCUACUGCGGCUACUUUAACGUCGCCACGGACAUGCGGCAGACUGAUGUUCCUCCAGGUAGACUCUCAGACCUAGAUUUUUUCGACGGUUACGUCGAGAGCGACAGAACAGCCGUCAUCAUAAUUACUUGGACUUGGCCUGGCGCACACAUGACACACGGAAAGGCGGCGGAAGUGGAGAUCCGAGGCAGCACGAAUGAAACCAACCUUAAAAGGGACUUCGACAGCCAGGUGCUUCUGUCCAAUGUCGUUGAAGGCAACCUUGACCCCCUCCCCGCCGGUUCGAAGCACAACGUAUCGAUCGCACUUCCUCGCGAGUGGGAAACGUCGAAACCAGGCGACAGGGACUUCACGCUGGAGGGGUACCUAGCGGCGCGUGUUAUCAACGCUGAUGGACUCAAGGGGAAGCUGUCCAGGAUCCGUGAAAUGUCGUUCCUAGUCGUAAACUUUACCGCAGAAUCACUCACGACAGGAGCGUCCAUCACCACGCGGGCAAUGCGGCAGACCAAGCUUCGGCCAGCAAGAACCACGAGAGCGCCGGAAAACCCGUACACCAAGCCAAUCCAAGCAACGACCUCAACAUCCCCGACCAAAGGCGAACCAGCUCGUGAUCCGUCGGAAACAACCACACCAGAGGCGGGGCAUGGGAGAAAGAAUGACCAUCCAUCCAUCAUAAUUUGGAUUCUGCUGGCGCUAGUUGCCGGAGUCGUCGUGGCAGCCAUCACAAUUAUACUGCUGCUCAGGGCGCAGUCCAGCGCCAUUGCCGAAAAUCAGGCUACCGCCACGAGCACGGCAACAAUGACAACGAUGUGAAGCCACGUGGUAUAAAGCGUUUCGGGCUCCAGCACUGCGUGGCAUUAUUUGAACUUCUGGCUAGCAGGUGCAUGUUUCUUUCUUUUAAAAUUCACCUAACUACUCC
Messenger RNA from Dermacentor andersoni, 1178 nucleotides. The record is from RefSeq and is a predicted model, not a curated record. Lineage: Eukaryota; Metazoa; Arthropoda; Arachnida; Ixodida; Ixodidae.